Molecule: messenger RNA, 1766 nt
Organism: Tarenaya hassleriana
Lineage: Eukaryota; Viridiplantae; Streptophyta; Magnoliopsida; Brassicales; Cleomaceae
Product: peroxisome biogenesis factor 10
Exons: 11
Coding region: 132-1343 (403 amino acids)
Biological process (GO): protein import into peroxisome matrix
Cellular component (GO): peroxisomal membrane
Molecular function (GO): zinc ion binding
Source: RefSeq, a predicted model, not a curated record
UCCCGGUUUGCAUACCGCCGCAAUAAAACAAGCUCGGUGACGUCACCUCAUCGACAAGUAAAGCUGCCCACCGGUCAUUCAUCCAUCCGUCCACACCACGGGCACGAAAACCGCAGACGAAAGAAGAGAAGAUGAGACUCAAAGAUGGGCAGUCCGAUCGGGACGAUCCGAGUUCGAGCGGGUUUCACGAUGGCGGAGCCUCUCCGUCCGGCGGAAUCCGGCGAUUUCAACCGGCGGCUCAGCCGGAGAUCAUGAGAGCGGCGGAGAAAGACGACCAGUACGCCUCCUUCGUCUACGAUGCCUGUCGCGAUGCCUUCCGUCAUCUGUUCGGUACCAGGAUUGCUUUAGCUUAUCAGAAUGAGCGUGUCUCUCUUUCUUCAUGGUUUUUGGCAGAUGAAGCUUCUCGGGCAAAUGCUUUAUUACGUUCUGACGACAGGUUCAGGGCAACAAACAUUAGGAGAAGAAUACUGCGACAUUAUACAGGACCUCAUGGACUCUCACCUACACCAGCUAGGCGUGCUUUAUUCAUUGUUUACCAGACAGCAGUACCAUAUAUUGCCGAGAAACUUAGCUCUAGGGCUUCCGCACAAGCAAUGUCCUUUGCUGAGUCCCAUUCUGAUGAGUUUUAUGGCAAUAUUGCCCUUCAGAGUGGUGGUCAUAACCAGCCACCAACAAUGAUUGAUCUUCCAUCUUCACCCGAAACAGCAACUUCAGCUUCUGCAGUCUCUAAGUUGAAAGACAAAUUUAAGAGACUAUGGUAUUGCGCUAUUCGGAGAUGGCCUGUGGUUCUCCCUGUUGCUCGCGAAGUUCUACAAUUGUUUCUCCGUGCAAAUUUGAUGUUCUUCUACUUUGAAGGACUCUAUUACCAUAUAUCAAAACGUGCGGCAGGAAUUCGCUAUGUGUUCAUAGGAAAGCAAACAAAUCAUCGCCCUAGAUACCAAAUUCUUGGGAUUUUCCUUCUAAUCCAGUUGUGCAUCCUCGCUGCUGAGGGUUUACGUCGAAGUAACUUGUCAUCUAUCUCAAGUUCUGUUCAGCAGACAUCUCUAGGAUCUUACCAAACUUCAGGAGGGAGAGGGUUGCCUGUCCUAAACGAAGAGGGAAAUUUGAUACCUCCAGAAGCCGAAACUGGAAAUUGGGUUUCAGAUUCGACCUCAACCUCAGAGGGAGUUGGGAAAUGCACUCUCUGUUUGAGUAACCGUCGGCACCCAACAGCUACAACUUGUGGCCAUGUAUUCUGUUGGGCCUGCAUUAUGGAAUGGUGCAACGAGAAGCAAGAAUGCCCUCUUUGCCGAACACCCAUUACUCACUCGAGUUUGGUUUGUCUAUACCACUCAGAUUUUUAGCUCAAGCCAAGCAAAACGAAAGAAAAUCAACCACCAGCAAGAAUCUGGGAAAGUAACAUUGGUUAAGACAGAAAAGAUAAAGGAAAGAAACAAUUGGGUGUAAGCUUCGUUACGACAUGACCUGAACGAUCAUUUUCAGACUUUAGAAUGUUUUUGUUUGACAGUGUAUACACAUACUUGCAGGAGAUCCAGUUCAUGGCAUUCUAAGCCUUGUGUGGGCUUUUCCGGUAAAACCCUCCAAGACUAUUGUGAACUCAUUGCAAGUUGUUGCGAUGAGAUCUUGGCCUUGCAAUUAAUAGCAAACCCCUCUCCAUUUCGAUGCGUGGACGUCUAGAGACAAUGUUGAUUUUGUUGGAUAUUAGAUGUCAUUCAAAACCAUGAUAUAUGGGCUUUUAUGUUAAAUCUGUUUUUUAUUUGCAGUCA